Salmo salar (Atlantic salmon) is the source of this 722-nucleotide messenger RNA. Lineage: Eukaryota; Metazoa; Chordata; Actinopteri; Salmoniformes; Salmonidae. The record is from RefSeq and is a predicted model, not a curated record.
UACGUUAUUGAUCAUUGAUUCUCUCGGUCAUGUAGGAGAUUCUGAAGAGUCUUGUGGCCGCGCCCCUGGACGGUGGGGAGGCGGGACAUGAAGUUGGCCCCACCCCCUACCACCCUGAUCCCGCCCUCAAGACACACCCCAUGCAGUUCCACUCCUUCGACAGGUCGGUGAUGGUGCCAGUCAAGAAGCCUCCUCCCGGCGGCCUGUCAGUGAACACAGUGGGCACGUCCACCGCCAGCGGAGCGGUCACACCAGGAAGUACACCUAACAUAUUUGCAGCUGCUACGGCAACGCCCAAGAGCAUGAUCAACACCACAGGUGCCACAGAGACGGCCUCCUCUUCCUCCUCCUCUUCCUCAUCCUUUGUUAACGGAGCGACCAGUAAGAACCUACCAGCCGUACAGACAGUGGCUCCCAUGCCCGAGGACACCGUAGAGAGCAUGAGUGUCUAUUGUGAGGUGGAGCAGUGUGCGCAACGCAGCGGUUUGACGCCCCCUGAGCUCAAGCCCUUUAGCGCUCUGGCAGGCUUCCAGACAGCCCCCCGCGAUGCAGGACAGUGUCUUAGGCAAGGACACCUAACCCAAACCACUACCCGCGACCUCUGAACCCCAGAGUCGACCUCUAUAACCCCUGAAACAGCCUAUCAGCCAUGAUAUCAAGGACUAUAUAUAGCAUGUUGUGAUCUCUAACCUCUAACCCUUACUAACCUCUAACCCUUACUA